AUAUUCAAAUACCUAAGUAUACAGGCUUGUCAAAUUGAAAAAACGGGUGAAUUUUAUCUUCAUUCCAUUGAAAGACCAAUUCUGCAGCAACAUGUUGAGGAAAGCAUCGAAGACAUCUUCCCAAUAAAAAAAGACUCGGACUCCGGUGUGGGCAGUGACAGCGGUGAGAAGCGUUUAUCAGCCUUAGAGCCUUGUGAUGAAGAUUCAGCCAGCCCCUGUGUGCCAAUGUCAGAUAUAUUGGAAGAAGAAAAUCUUGCCAAAGAAGAGUUAGAUCAGCAAUUUCAUAAUUUAAUGAAAGUUGAAUGUCAUCAGGAUUAUGUCUUGAGUUCUGCUGACGAGUCAGAAAAAUCAAUGUGCCAAUAUAAAGCGGAUGCCGAUGCCAGCAGCACAAAGUUUAUAAGUUACAGCCAGUCAAAAGCAGCUGAAUUUGACGAACCUCUACAAAUACAGGAAGAAACACCAUGGUGUACACAAAACAGGAGACAUAGUUUGGAUCAAGAAGAAAUUAAUUCAGGAAUGAUAGAACAGUUAAGAGAAGCAGUCGAUAUGUUACAAGAUCCUAUAAGAUUAAGAAUGGAAAUUGAAGACAAUACUGAAUUGUUUAAUGCACAGACUUCUCCAUCUGAUCCAAACAGAUCUACAGUAAAUGGCCAAGUGGAGUUACAGAUGUCUCCAAUAUUGCAGAAUGACAGUCUGAAUGAGAAUGAAGAAUGUCAUAGCUCCGAGGAAGAGAAUGAAAGCAAUACUCCUAGCAUGUCUCCAGUACACAACUCUGUGGCAUUUGGUCUGAAGUCUCGAUCUGACCCGUCCCUCACUCUUCCUCCUAUCUCCUUCAACAAAAUUACACAGGCACAAAAUUGGGACAGAUAUAACAAGGACAUGGCACCAGAAGGAGACAUUGACAAUGUUUUUAUGAGGCCACAGAGGAAUUUGGAAUCAGUGGAUCCCCAAUUUACAAUACGAAGAAAAAUGGAGCAGCUGAGAGAGGAGAAAGAACUCAUAGAUAACCUGCGCGAGAAUAUUGAAAUCAGAUUAAAGAUCUGUCUUCCUGAAGAUUUGGGAUCAGCUUUGAUGGAUGGAGUUGUUCUCUGUCACUUAGUGAAUCAAAUCCGCCCCCGGUCAGUAGGGAGUAUCCAUGUACCCUCUCCAGCUGUUCCUAAACUCAGUAUGGCUAAAUGUAGGAGAAAUGUGGAGAAUUUUCUAGAAGCAUGUAGAAAACUGGGAGUACCAGAGGUAAAUAUUUUAAUAUUAAGCAUAUUA
Messenger RNA from Staurois parvus, 1260 nucleotides. The record is from the annotation of a GenBank genome assembly. NCBI's taxonomy places the organism in Eukaryota, Metazoa, Chordata, Amphibia, Anura, Ranidae.